This is a messenger RNA of Cannabis sativa, 792 nucleotides long. RefSeq lists its product as uncharacterized. The transcript has a single exon. Bases 1 to 792 code for a protein of 263 amino acids. The record is from RefSeq and is a predicted model, not a curated record. Lineage: Eukaryota; Viridiplantae; Streptophyta; Magnoliopsida; Rosales; Cannabaceae.
AUGUUUGGCAUCCAAAUUUGUCGAGGAGCUCCUCACCUUUCACACCUCUUGUUUGCUGAUGAUAGCAUGUUGUUCUCCACAGUCACUCCCCGUUCUAGUGAUGCCCUCAAUGCCAUUCUGCAUCUUUAUAAUCGUGCCACGGGUCAGCUGGUUAACAGGGACAAGUCCUCUAUUCUUUUUUCUACAAACACUUCUGUUGAUUCCCAGCAACAAUUUCGACAAUUUUUAAAUCUCACUGGGGAGGGUUUCAUCAGUAAAUACCUUGGUGUUCCCCAUUGUGUAGGCAGGGUCACCAAUUCCGUUUUUCAUUAUCUCCUCCAAAGUGUUUCUUCCCGUCUGAAUUCUUGGAAUGACCGAUCUUUUUCGAGAGCUGGGAAAGAAACUCUUAUCAAGGCUGUUGUUCAAGCAAUCCCUUCUUUUGCUAUGUCAUGUUUUAAGGUGCCUAAAUCCACUUGUCUAAAAAUCCAGAGUGAUAUAGCAAAGUUUUGGUGGGGAUCUCAGGGUAUUAGCAAAGUCCACUGGAAAAAUUGGUCUGCCAUUUCUGUUUCCAAGUUCUUUGGUGGCUUGGGCUUUCGUACCUUGACCUGUCAUAAUCAAGCUCUGCUGGCCAAGCAAGCUUGGAGAGUGUGGACUAAUCCAGACUCUCUCAUCCAUUCUAUCCUCAAAGCUCGUUAUUUUAAACAUACUGAUCUUUUGAAUGCUAAAAGGAUUAUUCCCCAUUCUAGUUGUCCUGUUUGUGGUAACAGCUUUGAAUCUGUCACUCAUGCCAUCCUCGGUUGUGUUGGAAAUUAA